CUGAAGUGAAAGCUAAUGAAAGGUUAUUGAAACUUCACUUUUGAAAGUUUUAAUGGUAACUGUGUUGGCAUAUUCACAUCUGAUCGAGGGCUGAGGGAUUCAAAUUAAAGCAAAUAUUAAAUGUAGUGGUUUCACGCUCUCAUGCAUUACGGUUCGACAGAGAGAAAUUAAAAGGUCACAUCUUUGUAUUCAAUCAGGAUGUUGUUUUUUAAAUGAGGUAAAUAGGAACAUCUCCUUCUCUCAAAGCUUCUUUGACAACAGAGAUGGCUAAUCAUCUAAUCAGCAGAUCCCUUCUGCAGGUAAAUGAGAUGCUCCCCUAUGAGUUGAGACAGAGCAUUCGAUGCCCUAAAAAGUAUGGACAGACUGUUAAGGAGAGGAACUUCUUGUUGGCUCCGCCGUUCGGUUCAGAGCUCAUGUUUGAGGAGCACGACGCCGAGAAACCGCUGGACGAGAGGUACAUUAGGAAUGCUGCGGUUAUUCCAGAUCUCUCUGAUCAGCUGUGCAGCGCCGAAGCUGUCGAGACGGAGGAGACCUCGGGCGCUGCUCUGACGAUCCAUGGGUAUUCAGUGGAAGACUUUCAGAAGACCUAUCACUCUGUGGUGGAUCCGCUGCUCUACAGGCCCUGUGGGAAGCUGAAGCCUUACAGCCUGGAGCUGGGGUUUACCAUCAAGGAACACCUGCUGGACGGGCUGGCUUACCCGACACUGGAGAUUUCAGAGCGCCCAGAUGGAAAGAUGGAAGUGACGGAGAGGUUCUGUGUGCUUCGUUCACCACCUUAUAUAGAUGUAGACUGUAAAGGGGAUCCGUGGUAAAAUUCCUCCAAAGACUUUCUAUAAUAAGCAUGAUGGGUUUGCUCUCUGUUAAACUUAUUACUAUAUACUUCUAUUGGAUGUUGUUUUGUUUUUCAGCCAAAUCUGUACAAUUUGAGAUGUAUUAUAAUCCUUACUGUGAAUUUUUAUCAGGCGUAUUAGUCUGCAGGUACAAAGUUUUUAUAUUCGUGUAGUUCUAAAGUGAUGUUGUACACUAAUCCAUAAAUACAUGAACAGAAUAAAUAAUGUUAAAUUAAUAAAGACAAGUAAUUCCUAAACUAAAAAUCCUAAGUUUAAAA
Poecilia latipinna (sailfin molly) is the source of this 1108-nucleotide messenger RNA. RefSeq lists its product as uncharacterized. NCBI's taxonomy places the organism in Eukaryota, Metazoa, Chordata, Actinopteri, Cyprinodontiformes, Poeciliidae. The record is from RefSeq and is a predicted model, not a curated record. The transcript is spliced from 2 exons. Bases 264 to 812 code for a protein of 182 amino acids.